AUGAGAGAGUGGGUGGAACUGGGACAAGUGUUCACGUCCGAGGACAUCUGUUGGACUGAUGGAGAAUGGCACUGCCAGGAGCUGGGGAAUAAACUGGCGUGUAAAGAAGGCCACAGCGGUCCAACCUAUGAGUCCAUGCAGGCUGUGUUUGACCUAAAAAACUUCAGGCCAGCAGUGAACCUCAGCAAUCCCACCAUAACUAACAUCUCCUUCACCCUGUAUGCUGUCCUGGGGGUGAAUGAGAAAACCCAAAUACUUACUACUUUCUUGUGGCUGAGACUGUACUGGCAACACGAGUUUUUGGUUUGGGACCCUGAUGAGUGUGACGGCGUUACCAGGAUUUCUCUCCCUGUGAGGGAACUGUGGACGCCAGACAUCAUCGUGUAUGAGUUUGUGGAUGAUGACGUUUCCCAAGCGUGCCCUUACGUCUACCUCAAUCACACAGGUCGCAUCCGCUGGGACAGGAUGCUGCGGCUUGUCUCAGCCUGCAACCUGGAGAUCUUCAGUUUUCCUUUUGACGUGCAGAACUGCACAUUUACAUUUGGCUCCUACAUGCACACCAUAAGGGACGUGAGGAUCACUCCAGCCCUGACUUUUAAGCAGAUGUCUGAAAACUCAAAGCGUUACCUGGAAGCCAGUGGAGAGUGGGAGCUGGUGGACAUACUGGGAGAGACCUCCAUCCUCAAGUUUGGGGUCGAUGAGUGGGACAUCAUCACGUUCUGGGUGGUCAUAAAGCGACAGCCAAUGCUCUACGUGGUUAACCUGCUGAUCCCCAGCUCCUUCCUCAUGCUCAUCGACAUCCUAUCCUUUUACCUGCCCCCCCAUAGCGUUGACCGCGCCUCCUUCAAGAUGACCCUCAUUCUGGGCUACACCGUCUUCCUGCUCAUCAUGAACGAUCUGCUGCCAAGCACAGCAAAUGGCACGCCCAUCAUAGGUAUCUAUUUCUCAGUGUGUCUGGCCCUCAUGGUCAUCAGUCUCCUGGAGACAGUCAUCAUUACCAAUGUCCUACACCACAGCACCAUGAAAUAUAAAGAGGUUCCAAACUGGGUGAGGGUGGUUGUCCUCAAACACAUAGGAAACCUCAUCUGCUACCGUUUUCCGGAGGACAUACAGCCCCCUUAUUUAUCACAGAUGGAUAAACCUGAAAAUUCAAAUGGCGUUCCAGAGUCAUGUAUCAUCCAACCAGCCAGCCAGAAACCUACCCAGCACCCAACAAUCAACGGAGCUGCACUGCCUGAACUGCAACAGAUCUGUCAAUACCUCGGCGACCUUCGUGCCCACCUCACCUCGCUACAGAAAGAGAGCGAGCUGCAGGGACAGUGGUGCCAUGUAGGAUAUGUACUCGACUUACUGCUCUUCAGGAUCUAUCUGCUGCUCAUUUCAUGUUACGCCCUGGUCAUCAUCUGCAUGUGGUGCAUCUGGAUCCACCAGACCUCUACGGACGUAAGGAUGAUUCAAGGCCCCACGCCUGAAGAGAUCCUGAAGGAGUCCCAAGAUGUGUUACAGACCAAUGGGGAGUGGGAGCUCACAGGUAUCAGUGUAGCUACUUCUACCUUGGAGUUAAAUGCGGGAGGCUACUCUGUGAUCAAAUACUAUAUCAUUCUGAAACGUAGGCCAAUGCUCUAUGUGGUGAACCUGCUGAUCCCCAGCUGCUUUCUCAUCACAGUGGACCUCUGUAGCUUCCUGCUGCCUCCCCAGACUGUGGACCGGUCCUCCUUCAAGAUGACCCUCAUCCUGGGAUACACCGUCUUCCUGCUCAUCAUGAACGACCUGCUGCCUGUCACUGGGGAGACAACACCUCUCAUCAAUGUUUUGUUCUCCAUCAGCCUCGCUCUGAUGGUUAGCAGCCUGUUGGAGACGGUGUUGAUCACUAAAGUCCAGUGCAACUCCAGUCAGUACAGGGCAGUGCCUCGCUGGCUCAGUGUCCUCGUGCUACGAUAUCUAGCUGUUGUUGUUUUUCUCCCUCGGAAGAAAAAGAGCAACAAAACCACUGUCUUCCUCAACCCAUCUCUUAGAGUCUUUGGUGAUACACUACCAGUGAACCCCCCCCCAGAGCCAGCCCUGGAUGAACUGAGGAAGCUGAGCAGAGAUCUCCUGGCCAUACGUCUCCAGGUAGACAAACACUCCCAGGGGAACCAAACCUCGCAGGAAUGGCAUAUGAUCGGGACAGUGAUCGACCGGCUGCUGUUCGGCUUGUACAUUGUCUUCAUUGCUGUAAGCUUCAUCGCCAUCAUAUGUAUCUGGAGCAACCAAUCUGCAGCAUGAUUUAACCAGAGGGUUAUACGCAUGAUUGACAUAUGCUGUAUUCCGACAUGUGGCACGUUGAUAACUCUGUCAAGGAAUACAAUGUAAGCUUCCGGAUCUCGAGAGUUGUAUUUGUCAGAGAUUUCAUGAACAUGACUUUUCAUUUAUACAGAUGGGGUUUUAGCUUUAAAUACCUUCAUUUCUCCUUGCAUUGACUACUGUCUGCCACCAACCAAAAUAGUGGCGAAAGUUGCUAAACAAAUGUUUUUAUGUAAAACCAUAUAGCGGCUCUGGAAGGAGUACUGUACUUGGCGCUUUGAGCUGAAUGCUAAUGUCAGCAUGCUAACAUGUUCACAAUGACAGUGCUAACAUGCUGAGGUUUAGUAGAUAAUAAU
Messenger RNA from Etheostoma cragini (Arkansas darter), 2639 nucleotides. Its product is annotated as 5-hydroxytryptamine receptor 3A-like. The record is from RefSeq and is a predicted model, not a curated record. Gene Ontology annotation, molecular function: neurotransmitter receptor activity; extracellular ligand-gated monoatomic ion channel activity; transmembrane signaling receptor activity. The coding region runs from base 1 to 2265 and encodes 754 amino acids. Gene Ontology annotation, biological process: regulation of membrane potential; chemical synaptic transmission; nervous system process. Lineage: Eukaryota; Metazoa; Chordata; Actinopteri; Perciformes; Percidae. The transcript has 13 exons. Gene Ontology annotation, cellular component: membrane; neuron projection; synapse.